UUCGACUAAUUCACCUAGUGAAUUCAAUUAUUAUUAUUUUUUUAUGAUAUAAUUAUAGUAUAUUUAAUUAAUAAAUUUAUUUUUUAUAGUUUCUUACAUCAGUAAUUUUUUAUAGUUUUAUACCUGUGUAUUUGGUGAAGAUGAUAUACAAUUAUAUUAAAAAAAUGUUUUAAUAUAGUUAAAAAUAAGUUUAUUUUUAAAACUUGCCUUAGGCCCUGAAACCCUUCGCACGGCACUACCGAUAAUGUUCUCAAUUGAAGUUCUUACUUGAUUUAUAUUAGUAUUUUAAUGAAGUUGGGUUUCUUGAUUAAAUUUAAAUAUUUUAUAAGAAUUAAACUACUUACAAAUUGAUAUUUGUGAAGAAAGGUUCUCAUAAAUAUUUAAAAUUAUAUCAUUUGAGAUACAUUGCACUUUCUCUCUUCUAUUUUCUCAUUUUUCUUUUCUUUUUUUUUGGGGUCAAACCUCCUUAUUCUAAAUUGGUAAGAUAUCCAUUAGACAUCUAUUCAAUUGACAUACUCUCAUAAAUAUUUUUCCAAAAAUUGGAAAAAUAAUUAUGAUGGAGGAAUUUGUUAUUGGCCAAGUCAACGUCAUACUUAACAUAUUUCCUCAUUCGAAUUUGGUGAUUGACUGCAAUAAAUAAAAAAAGACUUAAUUAAUAAGAAAAGCAGACACUAUAUAUUGAGAUUUGGGAUACCUACGUCUUAGUCUUUCUUCAAUCAAACUCUCCACUCUUUACCCCUUCAAUUCAAUAUCUAUAUCUCUCUCCCUCUCUCAAAUUUUCAACCUAUAUUCUCGAUUUCUUCUUCCUCAAUUCAUCGAUCACCCUCCUUCCCCGAUCACCGACGUUAUCGUGGGGUUUUCUUCUUCUCCUCUUCUAUUUUUCUUCUGCUAGACUUAAUGGAGGGAACUUCUAGUUGGAAGCCUAACGAACAAGGCGGAGACUCUCUUGCUAAUGAUUGGAGAUCGCAACAUGAGCCUGAUCUACGUAAGAAAGUUAUUGUAGCAAUAGUGGAGAGGUUGAAGAUAUGUCUUUCUAGACAGAUUACCGAUAGUAUUAACAAGACCGCUUGUACAUUUGAAGAAAAGAUUUAUGGCAUAGCCAAAGAUAAGGGUGAUUACUUGCGGAAAAUCCACGAAAAGAUACUUGCUUUCGAAAGAAGAAUCAGAACUGGUACUUCAGCCAAUGGAGCUAACACUCCAGAUCCAGCUCAAGCUUUGAAUCAAGGACAAUCACUUCCCACCUCGUUGACAUAUGCACAGACUCCAACAAGCCAACAAUGGUUAUCUCCAAGCAGCAUCCAGAGCAAGCUCAACAUUCCUGAAUCUUCUGGUUUGCCCACUCAGGCUCCUAUGACCGUUUCUGCGGCUCAGAAUCUAAACGUUCAAAUGGGUGAAAGAGUUGAAUCAAGUCUUGGUCCCGGUCCUCAAAGACAGAUUCAAGGAAGGCAACAGCUUCUUCAAAAGCCUCAACAGCAGCAACUGAGAUCCAACACCAUGUACCAGCAUCACGGGAAUCAGCAGCAGCAAAGUUUGUUGCCUCAUCAUAGAUCAUCGUCUCUUAUUAAGCAGUCUUUUCCUCAGUCUUCUGCUCUUUCUAGUCAUCAACAGAAGAUGGCUGUGCCGUCACAGGAACAUAAACAGCUAGAACGGAAGCAUCACAUUAGUCAAAUGAUGAAUGGUAAAGACACCCAGCUGAUUCAUCUAACAUCACCACAAAACAAUGGGGAGAAACAACGAACCUCCCAGCAGAACAAUAUGGCUAGCUUUAAUGUGCAUGGAUCAAGUUUGUUGGGUACUAAAGGCCAAGAGGUGGAGAAGUCUCAACCAUUGAUGCUGCAAAGGUUUCAGGAAGCAGGUUCUUUGCACCAAAGCCAGAACCUAGCAGACCAACAGAAACAGCCAUAUCAACUGCAGAAACCUACUUUUCAAGAUUCUACAAGCAAGACGUUAAACCCUAGUGGUGGUGACUGGCGAGAUGAGACCUAUCAGAAGAUAAAAGCUUUUAGGGAGAAGUAUAUACAUAUUCUGAGUGAAUUGUUCCAAAAACUAUCUUAUAAAUUGCAAGAGAUUGAUUCUCUUCCUCAACAGAACAUGAUGCCAUCUGAGCCGCGGGUUGAAAAUCUAAGGGCGGCCAGAGCGAAGUUGGGCCAAGUUCUUGUGUUCUUAAAUGUCAGUAGGAGCAGUGUAUCAGAGCAUCACAGAGAUAAGUUUAGUGCAUAUGGGUCACUUGCAUUGAAAUUCACCAAGCAUCAGAGGGAAAAGGAGCAGCAACAAGUGCAUCUCCCUCCUUCUCAGAUCAAUCAAACAUCAUUACAAUCCCAAAGUGGUCAAGUCCAUGCGUCGCAAACAGCAACGCCUAAUACCUCGCAGACAAGGCCUAGGAUAGAACCAAAAGAUGUGAACAAGGUUAUGUCCUCAUCAGGAAAUGUCGUGGUGCAUUCUCCUAAACAGAAUCCUCCAAGUAAUCAACGGGAGGCUGUACACUCUAAUAUCAGCCAGGAUCAGUCUAGUAUGUUUCAGAAGAAGCAGUUUCAUCAUCUCCCUAGGCAAGAACAGCUGUUGGAGAGGCAGAAGCAGCAACAACCGUCAGCUUCAUCCCCUCAGAUGCAGAAGAACUACUCUUCUCCUCAGUUAGUGGAGCAGCAGACUCUUCCUACACCAAUUAACAAAACACCAGCUCAGGAGCAUCCUCUGGUUACUCUUUCUUCUGAACCAAUCUCAGAGCGGCCUAUUGAUCGUCUGAUAAAAGCUAUUCAAUCAUCGUCACCAGAAUCUUUGGCACAAUCAGUAAGUGAGAUGAGCUCGGUCAUCAGCUUAACUGACAGGCUUGCUGGUUCAGUCCACACCAUUGGAGGAUCUAGAGCUCGUUUAGGGGGGGAUUUGAGUGAGAGGACACGGUUCCGUGUGCAACAAGGAGGUAGACAUCCUACCAAGAGAUUUAAGCGCUCACUCACCGCUAUGCCAUCACAAACUGAUAGCUACAAACGGCUCAGUGUUAACAAGAUUGAGCCUAGUUGUGCCCUAGUGCAAGAAAUCAUGGAAAUAAAUGGGAGAUUUGUAGAGACUGUGGUAAACAUAUGUAAUGAAGAUGUUUGUCCGAGUGAAGUUACUUCAGGAUUAACAGUCGUCACGUGCUCUUAUGUCCCUGUGGCUCUUAGUGCCACAUUCAAAGCUCUUUACAAUUCAGGACAUAUCGUAAGUCUCUCUGAACUUUGGUCUUGUCUGUCUUUUUCUCAAAUGCUUAUGUAUCCCAUGUUUGAUAUGCAGUCACAGAUUCAGCCCUUACGUUUACUAGUUCCAGAUAAUUACCCAUGUUCCCCAAUAAUUAUAGAGAAAAUCCUCUUUGACGGCGUCAGUGAUCACAAGUUUGAGGAUUUAUCGGCGAGAGCUAGAUCGAGGUUUAGUUUGUCUAUAAAGGAAGCAAUGUCACUUAAAGAAAUAGCUAAAGUUUGGGAUGAGUGUGCGAGGGCUACAAUGCUUGAGUACGCUGAACGGCAUGGUGGUGGCACUUUCAGCUCCAAGUACGGUCGUUGGGAGUCUGUUCUAAGAUCUUCAUGAGCUCUAAAUACUUUUUUUUCUAACUUACUCACCGCCCCGGAUAUUGCACAGAGGUGGAAACUUUAAAGUGUUAGGUUUUCUUAUUUGCCUUGCGGUAGAAAAAACAUCAGUUGUAAUUUGUAAAUGCAUAAUGUUUCCAUUAUCAUUUGUAAAUGCAUAAUGUUUCCAUAAA
This is a messenger RNA of Brassica napus (rape), 3730 nucleotides long. Its product is annotated as probable mediator of RNA polymerase II transcription subunit 15c. The record is from RefSeq and is a predicted model, not a curated record. The transcript has 11 exons. Bases 898 to 3558 code for a protein of 886 amino acids. Gene Ontology annotation, biological process: regulation of DNA-templated transcription. Gene Ontology annotation, molecular function: chromatin DNA binding; transcription coactivator activity. Lineage: Eukaryota; Viridiplantae; Streptophyta; Magnoliopsida; Brassicales; Brassicaceae.